AUUAUGAAUAAGGGAGUAAUUAUUUAAAAUAUAGUUCAAUUUCAAUAUUAGCUGGGUUACAAUGGAUAAGAGUUUUUUGGGAGCUCUCAACUUUUGCCAUUACUUUACAGGCUUCAGAUCAUGAAGUUACUCGUCGAGGAAAUAGGAUCCAAAAAUCUUGCAGCGUCAGUAAAUUCCAGUGUUAAUUCCUUCGGGAAAAAUUAUGGAUUGGUUACCUUUCCUCUGGCUAAUUUUUUCAUUCAUGAACCUCACCCUAUUGGGAUUAAAUUUUUACGAGUUCCUUGGUUUCUCGGAUUUGGAGGCUGACUAUUUGAAUCCCUAUGAAUUAUCGUCUCGUAUCAACUAUGUGAUUGUGCCCGAGUAUUUGUUGCAUGGCGCAUUGUGCGUUCUCUUUCUCAUGACGGGUCAUUGGAUCAUGUUCUUGCUCUCGCUGCCUACUGCAUGCUAUAAUCUCAACCAGUACCUAUCAAACAAACAUCUCGUCGAUGUCACUGAAGUCUUCAAAGUAGUUAAUACUGAGAAGAAAACUCGUCUUAUAAAGCUGGGCUUUUACGUCCUCUUCUUUGGUCUGGUCAUUACAAGAACUAUUGCCAUGGGGGCAUUUUCUUCUGUGCUCUCACUCCUCUACUCCAACGACAAAGAAAUAGAUUUUCGGUCCCAAGUUCUUGAAUUUUAGAAAUCAGUUAGUGCAAGCGAAAACUUUGAGGUAGUUUUUUGAAGUUAAUGUAAUAAAAAUUGCAUAUUUCUAGGUUCUGCAUCUUCUUCAUGGUCAGUGAAUUUCGUAAAUUCCCAUAAUAGUCUUAUACAUUGAUCUUUAGCUAGGUUUUAAUGACUUCAAAAGUCCCUGUUUCUUGAAACAGUAGAGGCUGCUCUGAUCCAGCCCGAUAAUUCUUGUUUUAUGAUUGUUAAUGCUAAUAUGCAGGCUUGCGUUGUCUGUUGUACGCGCUGUAUUUGCUGACGAUGAUGAUGUUGUGGCCUGGUCGACUAUAUAUUGAACUUCUUCUGAGGUCUACUCGAUGUUGAUGGUAUGACUUGGUUGAGACUGAGACGAACGCCAGUUGCAACCGAGUCUCUCAAAUUAAUUUAACAUGGUUAGCCUUUUCCUCAUCUCUCUCUCUCUCUCUCUCCAUAGAUUAGGGCAAGAACUGAUUUCUGAUCUCUUCAAUGGCCAUUAAAUUUGCUGGUCAUGGCAUAGGUAGCUUGUAAAUUUGAUUGUAUUGUGUUUUUUUGGUGCUUCUCAGAAUAAUAUACCUUGAUUGGCUUUAGUUUGUUAUCAUUGUUGAUCAAUAGUUUAUAUGAGGAUUUGUGCAUGUUGGGCACUGUGUUUGAGGUA
Molecule: messenger RNA, 1333 nt
Organism: Salvia miltiorrhiza (redroot sage)
Lineage: Eukaryota; Viridiplantae; Streptophyta; Magnoliopsida; Lamiales; Lamiaceae
Product: protein cornichon homolog 1-like
Exons: 5
Coding region: 203-676 (157 amino acids)
Biological process (GO): vesicle-mediated transport
Source: RefSeq, a predicted model, not a curated record